AUGGAAGAUGUGGAAGCUUGGACUGGUGUGAUCUAUACAGGUAGCUGGGAGUUAGAUCGACUUCAAGAGAUCUUGUCCCUGGCGGACGACGGAGCCUUUCAUGCGGACGACGGAGCCUUUCCGUUUGGUCCUGUGACGCGACAGAUGUGGCGCCGCGUGGAUUCCCAGGGCUUCCUGUUGCCCCACGACAACUUCCUUGGUGCCUGUGAGACGGCGGAGGCGGCAGAUGCGGCACUGGAGCGAUUGAGGGAGGAGGAUCUGCUGGUGAUACAUCUCUUCAGCGCCUUGGAAGGGAACCAUGUGGACCAUGUGGGAUAUGGGAUAGGCGUGCUGGUCGUUGGCAGCUCGCAGCACGUGGAACUCUUCGACCUCUUUGCUCUCCGAGCAGAGACGGAGGGCACGGAGUUGGUCAAUUGGCCGUUGCUGGCGCAGAAGCUCCGCGGAAUCCUAUCGCAACAAGACGUGCUGAAAAUCGUGCCAUGGCCGAGUCUGGCGGGGGUUUGGGGAGGCAUUGAAGAACUCAUCGACAUGGCCAUCGAACUAGGCCUCGGCAUUGCUCGGAGUCUGAAGCCCAACGAGAAAGAUCCCGUGGGCCCGGUUUUAGACAGUCAGUCUCUCCUCCAAGAGCUGUUUCCUGGAAGUGGCUGGCCCAGCAUUUUUCGCCGUGUCCUUGGUCUCCGCCUGUGCCUGGAAGAGGAAGGAUCCAACUGGUCCAGGAGGCAAAGUUGCAACGUGGGCUGGGCCCGGCCAUUGCGACGCUCCCAGCUGCACCACGCAGCUGUGAUGACCUGGACGCAGCUGCCGGUGCUGCACGCGCUCUGCGCCAAGACGUCGCUGCUGCCCGAAGCCAAGUUGCGGGGCCACGUCUGCGUGCAGUCGCGCACGCGCUUCUGGUUGCGCAGCCGCGAUGGUGGGAAGCAUGUCCUGGGUCAGCUGGCGCCACCGGGGCGCAUGGUGGAGCCAAAAGGGGCCAGAGGAACGGCAUCAUCCUUCACAAGGGUGGCAUUGCUGGAAGAUUCGGAGAAUCAAGAAGAGGUGGAGGUGGUUAGUGAUCUCAUUGGCAACUCUGCCAUGGUCGUCCCUUUAGGGGCUGACCUUGCAACGCCGAGACGCGUGGAUGCCAGGUGCCUCCGUGCCGUGAACUGCUGGAGCUCUUCGGUCUGGGUCGAGCGCCUCAUGGCAGCCGCUUCCGUCGAUCGCGGCGAAGAAUUCUUCGGCACGGUGGAUCAGCUGGCAGUGGCGGAAGUGAUGCCGGCCUUCACGUCUCGCUUGGCCAUGUCAACGACCACAAGAACACUGGCAGGCAUUCACCAAAGUCGCAGAGGAGAUUUGUUGGAAGUUGUGUUCGCGCUUCUUCGAUUUGGACCUGGCCAAUGGGCUGUUGGAACAAAGUUACGCUGCGCAGCGGAGCUUGCUGGGCGAUCCAUGGGAAUCCUGAGAUCCGAAUCACUGCAGCAGCUGGAAGCAGCGAUCCGAAGUGGUGCUGAUGGCCUCGCUUUCCGGCGACUCGAUGUCCUGAUGAUCGGAUGGCCAUGGAUGGCCUGUGCGGAGCACGGGCCGGCUUGGAUUAGCAGCCGAUUGAGUGGUGGCAAGGAAAUGCCUGGCACACUGACAGCAGGAGGGGACAGAUUUCCACUUUUCUUGAUGAAACAGAACGGCACAGAUCCUCUGGAUGGAAUUCUCAGUUUUUCGAAUCUUGAAGAGACCAUGACAGCAGAAAAUGUGAGGUUCCAAGAUGGAUGCAGGUGGACAAUCCAUGCACAAAGCCCAAGAUAUCGAUACCAUGCCAUGGGCAGUCCGAGCACUCCUAGUGCUGUUGAGCCACCAGCCACUCCAGCCACUGAGCCUUGGAGGAAGGACCUUGACUCGGGCGCCCAACUGUCGAUUUGGAGCUCCAGCGGAGGAUGUUGGACAUUGGGCAAGAUUAUCGAUGCCAAUGCCGAACGCUUAAAGGUGGAUUAUGUGGUGGACGGCGAACGAGUUGAGAAGACAGUGCUGCGAGAGUCCCUGCACUUGCGGCAGGCGCCAGGGCCGCCAGGGCCGCCAGGGCCAGGCGGACCUUCGAUGGUGCAACAAGCCGUGGUGCGUCCAUGGCAUCCGCCCAUGCAGCUCCCACCAGUGCCCGCGAUGACGGCGCAGGCCGCCGCAGCGGUGCCACAGGUGCUGCCUCCAGGCCAUUUGCGCCUGGCAGAUUUACAGAUUGGUCAGAUGUUGGGCUCUGGCGGCUUCGGCUCUGUUCAUCGCGGCUUUUUGCGUGGCUAUCCAAAGGAGGUGGCCAUCAAGAAACUGCAUGUCAUGGGUGGCGUGACCAAGGAGCAUGUGGCGGAAUUUUACAAGGAGGUUGCGAACCUCCAGGCUUUGAGGCACGAGCGUUUGAUCCAACUCAUCGGUAUCGCGUGCGAGAUGCCGCUUCUGUGCAUCGUCACGGAGUUGGCCGCGGGCGGAUCACUUCACGACUUACUUCACGUGAAGCGGGUGAUGCUCCAGGAGGCCCAAAAGCUUCGCUUGAUUCUGCAGAUGACUGAGGGCGUCAUGUUUCUACAUGGCCAGCGACCUCCGUUUGUCCAUCGGGACUUGAAGAGCGCCAAUGUCGUGCUGGAUGCGGAGCUCAAUGCGAAGCUUUGCGAUUUGGGCAUCACUGAGCGCAUGGAAAGGACCCACAUCAGCAAGCGAGACGCGGAAGCGGGAUCGCCCAGGUAUAUGUCGCCUGAGUUGUUCCACGCCCCUGGCAAGCUUACUGAAAAGAUGGACCUUUGGGCAUUGGGCUGCCUGGCUGUCGAGGUGCUGACCACGCGAGUGCCUCAUGAAGGAUGCAUCAACGUGCAACAGGUAGCGACCAAGCUGCUGGUGACCAAAGAGCCACCCUUCACUGAUGAUUGGGCGGUGCCUUUUCACCCAGAGGUGAAAGAAAUCCUCUCCAAGUGCUUCGAGUGGAAUCCGGUGGAGCGACCUUCUGCAGCCAAGGUCUUUGAGGUCUUCUCAGCACUGCCUCGGCUGGCUGAGCCCCCAAGAUAGUACCCAGAGCAGUGGCCAGCCUUGAAAGCUGUGAUCUUUACUGUUGGAGGUCAAGCGUGAUUUGAUUUGCGGGGCGUGGGG
This is a messenger RNA of Cladocopium goreaui, 3096 nucleotides long. The record is from the annotation of a GenBank genome assembly. NCBI's taxonomy places the organism in Eukaryota, Dinophyceae, Suessiales, Symbiodiniaceae.